Molecule: messenger RNA, 2043 nt
Organism: Microthlaspi erraticum
Lineage: Eukaryota; Viridiplantae; Streptophyta; Magnoliopsida; Brassicales; Brassicaceae
Source: the annotation of a GenBank genome assembly
AUGAAUGUUGGAUCAAUUACCGGUCUUAACUGCGAAUACAGAGAGAAUCUCAAGGCACCUCUGACUGCGGACAUAGAUGAGAAUGAAUUUUCUGAGUUUUGGGAGAAACUUGGUGUUCAUACCAAGUUUGGGCCUUCAGUUGAUAACCUCACCCGAGCAUGUGGGUGGGCCCAAGACUGGUCGAAAGAGGACAGAAAGAGGCUGGCUUAUUUAGCCGUCUAUGCUGGUUUCAUUGUUGGCGAGAGGCAAACUAUUGCCACACCGGUCGAGAUGGCAAAGCUAGUAAUGGAUCUUGAAGAGUUUGAAGGUUAUCCUUGGGGGAGAGUAGCUUUCUUGAAUCUCAUUGAAUCUGUAAAAUCUGCCAACCUCACCAAACACUACUACAUUAACGGUUUGUCGAAGUGCUACAAGUGUGGUCGUACUACGCAAUGCUUCGGUCAGGACUUCGGUGAGCCUGUAGUGGGUAGGGUAUCUCCGACUAUGAUGGCCUUCAAAGGAAUGAAAGGGCGCAAAAAUAUAAUGCAGACUCUUCUUGCGCAGGUUAAUUUCAACCAUAUGAUCAUGGUGGACAGGGAUAAUGCUUACCCUAGGUGGGACAACGACGUCGACGAUGAACACAUCGAGAAUGUGAUGAAGGCUUUUUACGGAGAGCUCGGAGGGACCUGGAGAUGGAAGCCUUCCGACUGGAUAUCCGAAGGAGUAAUCGUCUUGGAUAAGGUGAAGGAAGAGAAGGGAAUUGACAAGAAGAGGCAUCUGGAUUCGGGUCUAGGGCCGUCAAAGAGACCAUGCCCUGCCUACGGGAUCGAUGGACAUACCUCGGGAGCUAGUUGGGAUACAUUCCAGUCCACUGUGGCUGCAAUGUUUGAACAGUUCAGUAAGAAGCAGACAGGUGAGAUCGGUCUCCGUUUCGAUAGACUUGAUGAGAAGGUUGAGGUUCUUACAAGCAAAAUUAGGAGUAUGACGUCGAACGCUGCGAAGGAAGCUGACAAUAACAAUCCUGCUGGCCCGGUUAGUACAGAUAACUCUCGCAAAUUCUCUGCUCGUAUUGCUGCAAAACAAACAAUGGAUGAAUCUGAUAAGCUUGAGAAUCCUAAACUCCCUCCCAUUGCGUCCUCUGAGAGUGAGAGUGAGACUCCUGAGGAAGAGAGUUGCGAGCUUCUGAGAGAAUACUUCCCCACCAAGGAAGAGAAGAUUGCUGACCUCAAAAGAAGGCAACCGAAGGACACCGCAAAGGUUAUUGACGCGAAGGCAAGAAAGACAGAAAGACUGAGGACACUUGCACAGACGCAAAAUGGUAUAUAUGUGGGCAGCAGCACGGUCAAGCGAAUGUUCAGUAACAAAGAACCUAGAGGUCGUGGUUAUGAUCCCUUUCGGAAGGCGGAUAAGCAGAUGAAGGAGGUCGUCUUGGAUCAUUACAAGAGUUGUCCUGGACUAGGAAAAAAGAAGACCAUUAAGACCGUUCAUGACUAUCCACUACGCUUUUGGUGGUAUGACCUCCUAAAUCAGAACGAGUGGCUCAUUGACACGCACAUGAACGCUGCUGUCUACUUGCUGAGGACACGAUUGUUGGAUCACCCCGAAUGGUUUAGAAGUGACAGGUUUUGUUUGGUUGACACCACAUUUGGGCAAUAUUGGACGGCGAAGUACGACGAAUUCAAGAUGAUAGAGCCCAACGAACUUGGUGAAGGAAGACCACUGCCAACGCUAUCGUACGAUUACUACAAAGGUGUCUUACCAGAGCCUCGACCGACAAACAAGAUCUGGGGCGUCGACAUCGAUGAAUUGUACAUACCUUUCAACCUGAAUGGUGACCAUUGGGUUGCUCUAUUCGUUUCCUUGCCAAAGAGGCACAUCACCAUAUACGAUAGUAAACCUAGUCACGUGAAGCCGGGUCUUUUGGCUUCUCUAAUAGAACCUGUGACAGUGAUGUUUCCAUAUCUGAUGAGGCAGUUGGCGGAUGAAGACAAAAAGUACGAGUGGACUCUCGAACCGUUCACCUACGACCGUCCUAUCGACCAAGCUUCCUGUGCCACAGCAGGCUAA